This is a messenger RNA of Sorex araneus (European shrew), 1209 nucleotides long. RefSeq names its product complement C3-like. The coding region runs from base 10 to 1209 and encodes 399 amino acids. Gene Ontology annotation, molecular function: endopeptidase inhibitor activity. NCBI's taxonomy places the organism in Eukaryota, Metazoa, Chordata, Mammalia, Eulipotyphla, Soricidae. The transcript is spliced from 10 exons. The record is from RefSeq and is a predicted model, not a curated record.
CCCACCGCCAUGGCCCUGCCCUGGCCUCUGGGGCUGAUUCUGCUCCUCUGCGGGGGCCCCUGGGUCCAGGCGGAACCGCUGUUGAUACUGGUGACCCCGCGGGUGCUGCGGGUGGGCACCCCCGAGAAGGUCCACGUGCAGGCCCACCCGGACUGGGGGCAGCCCCCGCCCGGGAACCUGGAGGUGAACCUCAGCGUGUGGGACUUUCCCCUGAGGAAGCGCCAGGUGGCGGAGGAGCAGCUGUACCUCACCCCCCAGAACCACUUCAUGUCCCAGGCGGCCGUGACGAUUCCUGAGAGCCUGGUCUACCCACCGCAACCCGGUCAGCAAUAUGUCAUUAUCCGGGUCACUUGGGCGUCAUCUGUCCUGGAGAAACCGGUGCUCGUGGCACCCCACGCCGGCUACAUCUUCAUCCAGACGGACAAGACCAUCUACAACCCAGAGCACUUGGUGCUCUACCGGAUCUUUACUGUCAACCACAAGAUGGAUCCGGUGAGCCAGCCCAUCACUCUGGACAUCAAGAACCCGGAGGGAGUCACGGUAUUCAGCCAGGACCUGCAGCCCCAGAAAGGCUUCCUUGUCAGUUCCUUCCGUCUCCCAGAGCUCCUCAGUUUUGGGACCUGGAGCAUCGAAACCAGUUACCAAAGUGCAGCCAAACAGAAGUUCAAGGCAGACUUUGAAGUAAAGGAGUACGUGCUUCCGUCUUUCAAGGUCCAGCUGAAACCCAACAUGACCUUCUUCUACCUCAGAAAUGAGGCUCUGGGGGUGGACAUCGAGGCUCGGUAUAUAUUCAACAAGCCCCUAGAUGGGCAUGCGCUGGCCAUUUUCGGGGUGCAGCUGGAUUCCCGCCGGAUCUCCAUCCAGAGUUCCCUGCAGAGAGUGGAGAUCUCCAAGGGCAUGGGACACGCUGUGCUCCGGAAGGACAUGCUGAUGGCUACACUCCAGGGCACCGAGGAUGACUUCCUGGGGGCCUCUGUGUUCGCCAAUGUCACCGUGUUCUCCUCAGGCGGUGAGAUGGUCCAGGCUGAAGCCUUGGGCGUGAAGAUUGUCCGGAGUCCUUACAAGCUCAAGUUCUUCCGGACGCCCCAGUAUUUCAAGCCUGGGAUGCCGUUCCACUUUAGGGUCAGAGUCUGCGUGCCCUCCGGGCUCAAGGCCCCACUGCACACACUGAACUGGCCUGCCAUCCCCCCUGGAAAUUCAUCAACCUGA